Pelodiscus sinensis (Chinese soft-shelled turtle) is the source of this 1853-nucleotide messenger RNA. It is a transcript of the gene MOB3C, whose product is annotated as MOB kinase activator 3C. The record is from RefSeq and is a predicted model, not a curated record. NCBI's taxonomy places the organism in Eukaryota, Metazoa, Chordata, Testudines, Trionychidae.
UGUGUGUGUCAGUCAGUUAUUGCUCAGGCAGCUGUACUUCUAGACACUCUCAGGAUAUGACAUCAUUGGGAGGGGAGAAAAAGAUUAGGCAGAGUUUCUUUCAUGAAAACCCCAGAAAGGGCUGGUGCGUGUGUGAGUUUUUCCCUGACUCUGGGAACUCAGGACUAAACGGAGGACGCUCGGAAGAAAUCCGGAGGACCUAGCUAGCUGACCUGUCCAUACCCGCGGGGGACAGUUGCUCUCCAAUUCAGAUCAGGUCUGGAGUUAGAAACCCAGGAUGUCCACCCUGAAGCUUCCAGGCUAGGACUCCACCUCGGGACCGCUCCCCUGCCCUUUUAAACCUGGCUACCCCCGCCCAGAAUGGCUUUGUGUCUCAGCCAAGUUUUCAACAAAGACAAAACUUUUCGCCCCCGGAAGAAAUUCGAGCCCGGCACCCAACGGUUUGAGUUGUACAAGAAGGCCCAGGCCUCUCUGAAAUCGGGGCUGGAUCUGAAAACCGUGGUCCAGCUGCCUCCCGGGGAGAACAUCAAUGACUGGAUCGCGGUGCACGUGGUGGACUUCUUCAACCGGAUCAACCUCAUCUAUGGGACCAUGUCGGAGUUCUGUACCGGGAAAAGCUGUCCCAUCAUGUCCGGCGGGCUGAAGUAUGAAUACCGGUGGCAGGACGACCACAAGUACAGGAGGCCCACCAAGCUAUCGGCUCCCCAGUACAUGUGCAUGUUGAUGGAGUGGAUCGAGAUGCUCAUUAACAACGAGGACAUCUUCCCCACCAGGAUCGGAGUUCCCUUCCCCAAGAACUUCCAGCAGGUGUGCACCAAGAUCCUCACCCGCCUCUUCCGAGUCUUCGUCCACGUCUACAUCCAUCACUUCGAUAGCAUCAUCAGCCUGGGCGCCGAAGCUCACGUCAACACCUGUUACAAGCACUUUUACUACUUCAUACGAGAGUUCAGCCUCAUUGACUACCGGGAGCUGGAGCCUUUGAAGGAAAUGACGGAGAGGAUUUGCCACUGAGAUGAGAAGUUCGUCUGCCUCGCACUUGCCACGGGAUGGAAACGCAGAAGGAUGAACUAUCUGACUCCACGGUCUUGCGGUGGAAAUUUGAAACGCACAGAAACAUGCACUCGGCUCCAGCGCCUUUUUUGGGCUGGGACGACAACUUAAACUUCCAGACAAGUUUUGAACAGGAUUCAUAUCCCAGUGGAUUCUUUGUUUAGAAGCCAUUGGCGAGUGCGGGGAUAGGACAAGGAUGGGGUAUUUUGAAUACAUGCCGACAGAUUUCAUUCUCCUCUCCACAAACUCUCCUCGCCGGUUUCUUUAUUCCCCUCAAUCCCAUUCCCACAGCCCCGGCCCACCUGGUGUGUCCUCGGCUCUGUGGAUCUCCAUGAACGAUGGCACUGAUCGCUGGGGGUGAAAUCCCUAGCUAAACGCUCCAGUGAGGACUUCUGCUUCACGCCUAUUGCCUCAGUUCCCCCCACCCGAGUGUCCUGUCCGAGCACUGAACUCACUGUAAGAGCCGGAUUGAGUGGAGCUGGUCUCUUCUUUGGCUGACUCGCAGACCUGGUCGGGAACAGAGCGAGGACACUUCCAGGGCAUUAUAAAACCCUUCUCCGGGUGUCAAAGCCACAUAGCAGCCUGAUGUGUCCUUUGGCGCCGGAUGGAUUCGUGGCAUGGAUUUGUUAAUUGCUUGACAUAAAGAAACUCUCUUCUUCCAGUCUUGUGCAGCCUCCAACUUUCCCAAUAACUGUGGUCCUCACAGGAGGGCAGGGCUGGCCCACAACAUUUUGGCACCUGAGGCAGGGAGCUCAAAUGAUGCCCCCAUGCUCCCUCACUUGGGCCAAAAUUUUGAUUCCCUC